UGAAACACGACAGUCUUGCCAGGAAGUGGAGCUGCAAGGACCUUUUUGCUGGUGCUGCAUCAAAACAAUAUUUCUUGUGGAUUCAAAGUGUUACAUGUACGAUGGAGACCAGAGGUGUUUGGCUGAUCUUUUUCCUUCUGCUGCUGGCACAGUGCACGAUCCAGCAGAGCAGCCCGAAGAAAAGAAGUGGCAAGAAAGACUCUGCAAACAGCGUAGCAAUUGAGGAGCUGAAGAAACAGAUAAGUGACAUAAUUCAGGAGCUGAAUUUGUUGAAAGAGCACCAGGCUCUACAAACAGUUUGUCUGAGAGGGACCAAGGUCCUGGGGAAGUGUUUCCUGGCUGACCCGGUGCAGAAGACCUUCCACGCCGCCAGCGAGGACUGCAACGCCAAAGGAGGCAGCCUGGCCACCCCUCUGUCCGGGGACGAGAACGACCAGCUCUACAGCUACGUCCGCCAGAGCAUCGGCCCCGAGGAGCACAUCUGGCUGGGCAUCAACGACAUGGUGACCGACGGCCAGUGGUUGGACCAGUCUGGGUCCAAUGUGCGAUUCAAGAACUGGGAGACGGAGAUCACCCUGCAGCCGGACGGAGGGCGCAGCCAGAACUGUGGCAUCCUCUCCACCACAGCCAACGGGAGGUGGUUCGACGAGAGCUGCAAGGCCAAAAAGGCCUCGGUCUGUGAGUUCAACAUCAUCUGAGGCCUUAAAGGGAUAGUUCACCCAAAUACGCAUCAUCCAAGUGUCCGUAACCCAAGACAUUAAUAUUUGGCUCAAAACUUGGAUGGCACCACAGGAGCAGCAUGGAGGCAUGUUAGGUUAUUUCAGUUGUUUUUUUUACAUUUGAAGAAGUGGUCACCAGUUACUUCAGUUGUAUUGAAUUUGGCUGCAACGCUGUUUACACCUGAAACUCCAAAAGUGUUUUGUGUAAUCAAACGCUUCACCCAGCCCUCCAUCGGCAUAGUGGGGAGUAGAUAAUGGGUGAAUUAUAAUUUUUUGGGUGAACUAUCCCUUUAACAUGAACCCUCACAUGAACAAUAAUGAAUGCAGCAUGUAGAGCAUCAUUACACAAUACACAGAAAAAGAAUGCUGACUAUUUCCUGCAUUUUUUUUUUUUUUUUUGACCAAAGCCAUUCAGACGUCAUUUGACUUCACACAGUUUCACAAACACUUUCACCGUAUAAGCUAAACUCACGGACACGUGAUAUUUCACAUGCAUUCAGCAAAAUCAUGGUUUUAAAUAAUUCGGAAUAUUUUAGAAUUGAUCAGAUUUUAAUCAAGGUAAACUCCACUGGAUGGCUUCACUUUGUCAUAUGAUUUUAUAGCCUCUGCUGAUAAAUGUCAAUAACCAUGAAAGCCUUUUCUUUUGUACUUGCUUUAUUUUUCAUUUCUGAAUGUUUAAGUAUGCUGUGUAUAUGAAAUAUAUCAUGUUAAACACGUGUCUCCUCUGUUGCAACACUGUCUUUUUCAGCAGCUUUUGCUCAUUGGAGAAAACAAUCCUUGAGAAAUUCUUUUAUAACAGCUCAAUAAAG
Messenger RNA from Limanda limanda (common dab), 1528 nucleotides. It is a transcript of the gene clec3ba, whose product is annotated as C-type lectin domain family 3, member Ba. Lineage: Eukaryota; Metazoa; Chordata; Actinopteri; Pleuronectiformes; Pleuronectidae. The transcript has 3 exons. Gene Ontology annotation, molecular function: signaling receptor activity. Bases 102 to 698 code for a protein of 198 amino acids. The record is from RefSeq and is a predicted model, not a curated record.